AUGGACCAACCUUGCCGCGGAUGGAUUCCUGAUGGGAGGUCGAUUGAGGAAGCCUGCCCGGUAGCAGGGUCCACCACCAAAACCUUCUCAGCAUUGCGAGGUGCCGCCACUGCUCUGCCAUUCACUGCACAAAUGGACUCAAAUUUCCAACCUUGCUCCGGAUUGAUUCCUGAUGGGAGGUCGAUUGAGGAAGCCUGCCCAGUAGCAGGGUCCACCACCAAAAUCUUCUCAGCAUUGCGAGGUGCCGCCACUGCCUUGCCAUUCACUCCACAAAUGGACGCAAACUUCAGACCUUGCGGCCGACUGAUUCCUGAUGGGAGGUCAAUGGCGGUCACAAAGCUUUGUCCCAUGGGUUGCUAG
Messenger RNA from Durusdinium trenchii, 360 nucleotides. The record is from the annotation of a GenBank genome assembly. Lineage: Eukaryota; Dinophyceae; Suessiales; Symbiodiniaceae.